GCCUGAUUUAUCGCGCACACUUUCUUGCCAACCACCUACACUUAAAAUUUCUUCUCGACCACUCGAUAAAUCGUCGUGUAAAAUAAACAUCGAUCGGCGUUCCUGUUCGACUCGAUGCAUUGAAGUCGACGAGACGAUACUCGGACGCCUCCUUCCGUUGUAGUAAGCGUGGUGCAAUAUAGAAAUACGAAGUUUCAAGGAUGCCGAUGUACCAAAGGCCAGCGUUCUGGAGAGUUCCGCACCAGCGCCCCGAUCCUGACGACGAAGUCAGGAAUUCACGCAGACAAUUUGUAACGCCGGGUACGCCGGCCGGACGGGAACUGACGAGAGGCGAUAUCAUCGCAAAGAUCGACCACUACGACGCACGAGAUCUCCGACAUGAAGAUGCGCAGAACCUUUUCAAAAACGCGCCGAAUCAAAUUAAACUUGUUGUACAAAGGAGCAGUCCAAGUUCUCAUCUGUACACGAUGCCGCGUUCUUCUAACAGCUUCUCAGGACGCUCCCUGCUCAUGCCUACCUUCUAUCGUAUGGCCGAGACCGCAAGCCCCUGCCCGGCGACACAGUGGCGCGGGCCCGAGUCCCUGCCCCGCAGCACGCCCGUGCCUCCGCAGUCGCAAUACGCCCCCCAGCAGCCGCAAUACGCCCCCCAACAGACGCAAUACGCCUCCCAGCAGACGCAAUACGCUCCCCAGCAGUCGCAAUACGCCCCCCAGCAAACACAAUACGCUCCCCAGCAAACACAAUUCGUCCCCCAGCAGGAGGGAGAGUACAGGACCUUGAUGAUGUCGUCCGCAGCUUCCAAUCGCACCGAUGAAACCGUCGAUGAGUCCAUACAAAGCCAGCCGUACCGCACGACGCCGCUGGUGCUGCCGGGCGCCAAGGUGCGGCGCGAGCCCGGCCCCACGGAGAGCUACCUGCGCCACCACCCCAACCCCGCCAUGCGCGCGCCGCCGCACCACGACUACCGCGACACCAUCAUGAGGCAGAAGGUGGCCGAGUCGGUGUUGCAGCGAGUGGUCGGUGAAGAUUCGAACAAGGUGGUGCACAAGCAGUUCAACUCGCCGAUCAACCUAUACUCUGAGCAAAACAUUGCCAACUCGAUCAGACAGCAGACAUCGCCUCUGCCCCCCGCGCGCGCGCCCCCCGCCCCCCCGCUCGCCGCGCCCCCCGCCCCCGCGCCGCCCGCCGCGCCCGUGCAGCACAAGCUCUUCGAGCCGCUCGCCAAAGGACCGGCGCCGACUCCGAAACCUAUGAAACAGCCGAACGCGAAUCUAAAAGGAAAACAAACGACCUUCGUGAACUCGUUGCAAGAAGAGCACAUCCAGCAGUCGAACUCCUUCAAGCGCCUCAUGUACCACGUGCUGGGCGACGCGCAGGCCUAGGUCGGACUGGUCGGGCCCGUCUGUAACUGCAAGGCUAACAAAUUAUAUUUAGGAUGCUAACAUUUAACGCUCCCAAAGUGUGUCAUAUUAUUUUUCGGUGGAUUUUCUAAUACUCGAGUAUUAGCGAUAUUAUUUAUUUAAAAUAAUUAGGAAUGUAACUACAAUGUAACUAUAAUCGUUUAUUACUAAGUGUUGGUAUCUUUGUACAGAAAUACUAUAUAAUGUAUACAUAAUGCUGUAAGAAAUGUUGAGUGUACCGUCUAGUCACUUCGCCCCCAACUCGCCGGGGGCACGAGAAUGAGAUUCGAACAUUUUCAAAUAAAUUAUUUAUUUUUAUGUAAAA
Messenger RNA from Nymphalis io (European peacock), 1725 nucleotides. RefSeq lists its product as uncharacterized. Gene Ontology annotation, cellular component: Z disc; adherens junction; filamentous actin. Gene Ontology annotation, molecular function: muscle alpha-actinin binding; actin binding. The record is from RefSeq and is a predicted model, not a curated record. The transcript is spliced from 11 exons. Lineage: Eukaryota; Metazoa; Arthropoda; Insecta; Lepidoptera; Nymphalidae. Gene Ontology annotation, biological process: actin cytoskeleton organization; muscle structure development. The coding region runs from base 201 to 1382 and encodes 393 amino acids.